UCAUGAAGAUGUGGUCAUUUCUUCUCUAUCUUACUGUGGUAACAAUAGCAGUCAAAGGAUGUCCAAUAGGGCGCGAGUUCAUCACUGCUUUUAUGACAAAUUACGAAAUCGGCGAUGCCAGUCCAAACCUUGCCAUUACAGCACGGGAUUCCCCAGCAAUUGUGAAAGUGGAGGUGACUGGUAUAGGUUAUAGUGAAAAGGUAAAUAUAGCACGAGGUGAGACCAAAUGGAUAGCCCUUCCAGCAAAAGCUGAGCUUGAAAAUGAUGGACUCUUUCGUAGAACCGUCUCAAUCUCCUCUGAUGCUGACAUCUCAGUGGUGUCAUCUAACAUAAAGGAAUUCACUGGAGACACCAGUGUGAUUUACCCUGUAAACCAACUUGGCAGAAGUUAUGUCGUUUUCACUCCAGACACGGGCCCACUGCAAUAUAAAAAGCAAGUUGUCAUCGUCAACGGCAAGGAUAUGAACACAGUAAACAUUGUUUACCUUUCUCCCAGAAUUAGGCCAAAAACCAUAACUUUAAAUGCCUAUGAGGUUAUUCAGCUUCAAAGUUAUGAAACGUUGUCUGGAACAAAAAUCACAUCUACACUUCCAGUGGCUGUCCUGGCAGGACAUCAGUGUGCCCAGAUCGUGGGCACCUGUGAGCAUGUCUACGAGCAGCUGAUCCCGACCGAGUCUCUCUCCAACACAUACCUGGUUCCUGCAAUGCAUCUAUCCUACAGCAUAGACACAGCUUAUGUGGUUGCGCCAGAGGACAACACUGUUGUAUCCAUCUUCAGUAGGAAUCCCAGGCAACCACAGAAAGUAACAAUGGAUUCUGGAGAUGUUUAUCCUGUUCAUUUUGAAAGCAAUGCUAAAAUUAUUCAAAGUGAUAAAAAUAUUAUGGUUAUGUAUAUGAGUAGCAAUUAUCCCUAUGAUGAGUUUCUAACUAAUGUUCUUCCCACUUCUGAGAUGUCAAAAUCAUGGACAAUUUAUCCUCAAACUGGUUACGAUAACACAGCUGUAAUUGUUGCUGAAGCAGCAUCAGCCCCCUUCAUCACCAAAUCACUGAAGUGGAAAGUUUUCCCUGCAGACAGAAAAUAUGUAUGGGCUAUCAUGCCAGUCGGCUCACAGAAAGGACCCAUUACCAUUUCUGGAGAUUCACCAAUGGCUGUUUAUGUUUAUGGUGGAAAAGUAAGGUGUGGAUAUGCCUCAACAGGAGUGUGUAACACAGGUUCUGUGUCAAUUCCAGUUCCACCACCAGACCCCUGUGAGACUAUGAAAUGCCGUGAACGAGAAGAGUGUAAAAAGGGCGUCUGUGUCCCCACUUCCUUUGCAACGUGUCACGCUGUUGGCGAUCCCCAUUUUAAAACUUUUGACGGAAAGCUAUUUGACUUUCAGGGAACUUGUACUUACAUUAUGGUGAACAAUACAAAGCCCCAAAAAGGCCUUACACCCUUCACCAUAUUGACAAAGAACAACCACAGGGGAAACAACAGGGUGGCAUAUGUGAGGAUGGUUUCUGUCCUUGUGUAUAAUCACACCGUGGUGGCUAGCAGCAAAAGGGGAUUAGUAGAGUUUGAUGGUGAAAACACCUACUUGCCAUUUACUUUCGAUGGUGGAAAAAUAAAAGUUGAGCAGAGGGGAUGGGAUGUUAUUAUAUCAGCAGAUUUUGGCCUACAAGUGAAAUAUGACUGGAAUAUGAUGCUGUAUAUCACAGUUCCCAGCAACUAUUUCCAGACAGUUGGUGGACUUUGUGGAAAUUAUAAUGCUGACCGCAGAGACGAAUUUGCUGAUCCCAAAGGCACAGUGGUCUCGAGUGUCCUUGAGUUUGCCAAGAGCUGGAAAGUUCCAGAUAAAGAUCUAUUUUGCAAUGAUGACUGUAAUGGGCAGUGUCCAACCUGCUCUGCAAGCCUUCAAGAGCAGUACAGGCAAGAGUCAAAUUGUGGUGUCAUGGCUAAGAAAGAUGGACCAUUCGCUAACUGCCAUGCACUUGUAGAUCCCAACUUAUAUGUAGAAAAUUGUGUCUAUGAUGUCUGUAUAAAUAAUGGUGCUAGAACCUUCCUCUGUAACAACAUUCAGAGCUAUGUUGGCGCUUGCAUGUCAGUUGGAGUCAAGAUUACUGGCAACUGGAGAAUGAUUUCCAAUUGCCCACUGGAUUGUCCAGCAAACAGUCAUUAUGAGUCCUGUGGCACAGCCUGUCCUGCCUCCUGUGUGGAUCGAGAGGCCUCCAACAAGUGCACACUGGCAUGUGUGGAGGGCUGCCAGUGCAAUGAAGGUUAUGUUCGCAGUGGAGAUGAAUGCAUUCCUGUGAAAAAGUGUGGUUGCACCUACAAAGACAGAUAUUAUCCAGCUGAACAAUUAUUUUGGGGGGACAAAAAAUGCACAGAGAAAUGUGUCUGCAAUCCUCAGACUGGAGGGGUUGAAUGCAAAGUGACAAAUUGUAAAAAGUCAGAAAUAUGUGACACACGGAAUGGAGUGAGAGAUUGUUAUCCAUUGUCCUAUGGUACCUGCCAGGGUUUAGGGGAUCCACACUACCGAACAUUUGAUGGUAAAGCCUUUGACUUUCAAGGUACCUGCACUUAUUAUUUCUCCAAGCUAGUCAAUACAGCUGACCCCUCAUUGAUACCCUUUGAGGUCCUUGUCAAGAAUGAGAACAGAGGAAGUAACAAGGCAGUUGCUUUUACCAAGACAGUAUCAAUAAGUAUCUUUGGAUAUACAAUUGUCUUAAGUAAGGAUAAUCCAAAGCUAGUGAAGGUCAAUGAUCUAUUUGUGAAUUUGCCAUAUGAAAAAGAUGGUAAAAUCUACAUAUACAGCUCUGGUACUUAUGGUGUGGUAAACACCAACAUUGGUCUGACAUUGAAAUUCAACUGGAAAAACCAUGUAGUACUCACUCUUCCCAGCACUUACUCCAAUGUAGUGGGAGGGCUAUGUGGUAACUGGAAUGGAAACUCCAAUGAUGAUUUACGCACUCCUGAUGACACUCCUGCUGCAAACCCAACGCUCUUUGGUACCAGCUGGAAAGUCAAGGAUGACCCUGGAUGCUCAGAUGAAUGUAAGGGCAAGGUCUGUCCCAAAUGUGAUGCCACUGAGAGAUACAAGGUGACUUUUACCAGGCCUUGCAGCAUUAUCCAGGACAAAUCGGGGCCAUUUAGAGGCUGCCACGAGAAAGUGAAUCCCACUCAGUUUUAUGAAGAUUGUGUGUACGAUAUGUGCAUGUAUGGUGGACAUCCAUCAGCGCUUUGCAGUUUUCUCACCGCAUACACAGCUGCUUGUCAAAAUGCACUUGGAAAAGUGGAAUCUUGGAGAACUGACACUCUUUGCCCUGCAUCCUGCAAGGCCAACAGCCACUAUGAUGUGUGUGGAGCUGGAUGCCCCCAAACCUGCUUUGGGCUCACGGAGCCUAAGGGCUGUAUGGAGACUCCUUGUGUUGAAGGCUGUACAUGUGACAGUGGGUUUAUCUUGAGCAAUGGUGAGUGUGUGUCUAUUGUACAGUGCGGCUGUACUUACAUGGGCCUGUAUUAUCAGCUGGGACAAGAGUUCUUCCCUGAGGGCAAAUGUAAGCAAAAGUGCGUCUGCAAAGAAAACGGAAAAGUUCAGUGUGAGGAUGGAUUCACCUGCAGGCCAGGCGAGACUUGCAAGGUCCAGAAUGGAGUUCAAGGCUGUUUUCCUGAAGGCAAAGCAGUGUGCACAGUGUCAGGCUAUGGACUUUAUAAGUCAUUUGAUGGAAAAUCUUUUAGUGUGGAAGGAAACUGUGAGUAUAGAUUGGUAGAGAUGACUCAGAAAAAGGAUGAGAAGACAAGUUCUUUCAGUGUGUUAGUGAAACAGCAGUCCUCUUUUGGAGAAGCAGUCAUCACUCGAAGUGUCAAAAUACAGAUUAAUCAAUACACGUUUACUUUGCUGCCCGGCCGUAUCUGGGAGAUACAGGUGAAUAAUGCUAAAAGGAAUCUCCCUGUAACUGUGGAUGAAGGACUGGUGCAAGUCUAUCAGUCUGGUCUUUACGUUGUUGUGGAAACAUAUUUAGGAUUGAGAAUGACAUAUGAUACAGUCUCCAUGGUCACUGUUGAGAUCCCAUCAACUUUUAAAAGUGCAGUCACAGGUCUUUGUGGAAACUACAAUGAAAACAAAGAAGAUGAUUUUCUCCUGCCAGGUGGCAUUUCAACAUCUUCUGUGGAAAUCUUUGCUGAGUCCUGGGUUUCACCAUCAGACAGAAUGUUGUGCCAAAUCGGAUGCGGAUCCAAGUGUGUAACUCCUGACAAAGAUAAACAGACACAAGCAGAGACUUCUUGCAGUAUUUUAACAUCGGAGAAAGGACCAUUUUCUAAUUGUUACGAUAAAGUUCCACCCCAAACAUUUUUUGACGAAUGUGUUAAAGAUGUGGCAGCACAGUCAAUGGACACCACAGUUCUCUGUCGUCACAUACAAAGAUAUGUAGCCAGCUGUCAAGAGACUGGGAUUUCAAUCAAUAGCUGGAGGACUAACACCUUCUGUCCUUUCAAGUGUUUCAUGAACAGUCACUAUGAGCUCUGUGCUGACACCUGUACUUCCACCUGUGCCAGCCUGACUAAGUCGGAGAAAUGCCCACAGUGUCAUGAGGGAUGUCAAUGUGAUGAUGGCUUUGUUUUUGAUGGAGGUGAAUGUAAGACUUUGAAAGACUGUGGUUGUCAAAUAAAUGGAUUAUUUUACAAGACUGGUGAGGUAGUGGUUCUAGAUGACUGUGAGUCGAAAUGCCAAUGUAACGCUGGAGUGUUCUCCUGUGAACCUUUGGAUUGUGCGGAAGAUCAGAUCUGUGGCACAAAAGAUGGCGCUGUUGGGUGCUACAAAACAGAAACCUAUUGUCCAACAAACAGCAAAUAUGAUUCUUGUGGCACAGCCUGUCCUGCCACCUGUGUGGAACGAGGUGCCCCAAACAACUGCACGCUGCCAUGUGUGGAGGGGUGCCCGUGCAAUGAAGGUUAUGUCCUCAGUGGAGACAAAUGCAUGCCAGAGACAACAUGUGGCUGCACCUACCAAGGCCGGUAUUAUACUGGUGAGCAAGCAUUUUGGGGGGAUAUAAAAUGCACAGAGAAAUGUGUGUGCAAUCGUAAAACUGGAAAAGCUGAAUGCACACCAGCAAAGUGUCAGAGUUCUGAAAUGUGUGACACACGGAAUGGAGUGAGAGAUUGUUAUCCAUUGACCUAUGGUACCUGCCAGGGUUCAGGGGAUCCACACUACCGAACAUUUGAUGGUAAAGCCUUUGACUUUCAAGGUACCUGCACUUAUUAUUUAUCCAAGCUAGUCAAUACAGCUGACCCCUCAUUGAUACCCUUUGAGGUCCUUGUCAAGAAUGAGAACAGAGGAAGUAACAAGGCAGUUUCUUUUACCAAGACAGUAUCAAUAAGUGUCUAUGGAUAUACAAUUGUCUUAAGUAAGGAAAACCCAAAGAAAGUGAAGGUCAAUGAUCUAUUUGUGAAUUUGCCAUAUGAAAAAGAUGGUAAAAUCUACAUAUACAGCUCCGGUUUCUUUGGUGUGGUAAACAUCACCUUUGGUUUGACAUUAAAAUUCAACUGGGACAGCCAUGUAGUACUCACUCUUCCCAGCACUUACUCCAAUAAAGUGGGAGGGCUUUGUGGUAACUGGAAUGGAAACUCCAAUGAUGAUUUACGCACUCCUGAUGACACUCCUGCUGCAAACCCAACACUCUUUGGUACCAGCUGGAAAUUCAAGGAUGACCCUGGAUGCUCAGAUGAAUGUAAGGGCAAAGUCUGUCCCAAAUGUGAUGCCACUGAGAGAAACACAUUGACUUUUACAAAGCCUUGCAGCAUUAUCACAGACAAAUUGGGGCCAUUUAAAGGCUGCCACGAGAAAGUGAAUCCCACUCAGUUUUAUGAAGAUUGUGUGUACGAUAUGUGCAUGUAUGGUGGACAUUCAUCAGCGCUCUGCAGUCUUCUCACUGCAUACACAGCUGCUUGUCAAAAUGCUCUUGGAAAAGUGGAAUCUUGGAGAACCGACAUUCUUUGCCCUGCAUCCUGCAAGGCCAACAGCCACUAUGAUGUGUGUGGAGCUGGAUGCCCCCAAAACUGCCUUGGCCUCACCGGGCCUAAGGGUUGUACGGAGACUCUCUGUGUUGAAGGCUGUACAUGUGACAGUGGGUUUAUUUUGAGCAAUGGUGAGUGUGUGUCUAAUGUGCAGUGUGGCUGUACUUACAUGGGCCUGUAUUAUCAGCUGGGACAAGAGUUCUUCCCUGAAGGCAAAUGCAAGCAAAAGUGUGUUUGCAAAGAAAACGGAAAAGUUCAGUGUGAGGAUGGAUUCACCUGCAGACCAGGCGAGACUUGCAAGGUCCAGAAUGGAGUUCAAGGCUGUUUUCCCGAAGGCAAAGCAGUGUGCACAGUGUCAGGCUAUGGACUUUAUAAGUCAUUUGAUGGAAAAUCUUUUAGUGUGGAAGGGAACUGUGAGUAUAGAUUGGUAGAGAUGACUCAGAAAAAGGAUGAGAAGACAAGUUCUUUCAGUGUGUUAGUGAAACAGCAGUCCUCUUUUGGAGAAGCAGUCAUCACUCGAAGUGUCAAAAUACAGAUAAAUCAAUACACGUUUACUUUGCUGCCUGGCCGUAUAUGGGAAGCUCAGGUGAAUAAUUCUAAAAUGAAUCUCCCUGUAACUGUGGAUAAAGGACUGGUGCAAGUCUAUCAGUCUGGUCUUUACAUUGUUGUGGAAACAGAUUUAGGAUUGAGAAUGACAUAUGAUACAGUCUCCAUGGUCACUGUUGAGAUCCCAUCAACUUUUAAAAGUGCAGUCACAGGUCUUUGUGGAAACUACAAUGAUAACAAAGAAGAUGAUUUUCUCCUGCCAGAAGGCAUUCCAACAUCUUUUGUGGAAAUCUUUGCUGAGGCCUGGGUUUCACCAUCAGACAAAAUGUUGUGCCAAACCGGAUGUGGAUCCAAGUGUGUAACUCCUGACAAAGAUAAACAGACAGAGGCGGAGACUUCUUGCAGUAUUCUAAAAUCAGAGAAUGGACCAUUUUCUAAUUGUUACGAUAAAGUUCCACCCCAGAAAUUUUUUGACGAAUGUGUUAAAGAUGUGGCAGCACAGUCAAAGGACAACACAGUUCUCUGUAGUCACAUACAAAGAUAUGUGGCCAGCUGUCAAGAGACUGGAACAUCAAUUAAUAACUGGAGGAAUAACACCUUCUGUCCUUUCAAGUGUUUCAUGAACAGUCACUAUGAGCUCUGUGCUGACACCUGUACCUCCACCUGUGCCAGCCUGACUAAGUCGGAGAAAUGCCCACAGUGUCAUGAGGGAUGUCAAUGUGAUGAUGGCUUUGUGUUUGAUGGAGGUGAAUGUAAGACUUUGAAAGACUGUGGUUGUCAAAUAAAUGGAUUAUAUUACAAGACUGGUGAGGUAGUGGUUCUAGAUGACUGUAAAGCAAAAUGCCAAUGUAAUGCUGGAGUGUUCUCCUGUGAACCUUUGAAAUGUGAGGGAAAUCAGAUCUGUGGCACAAAAGAUGGCACUGUUGGGUGCUACAAAACAGAAACCUAUUGUCCAGCAAACAGCACUUACACGUCCUGUGGCACAGCCUGUCCUGUUAUUUGUGUGGAUCAAGAUGCCCCAAUCAAGUGCACGCUGCAAUGUGUGAAAGGGUGCCAGUGCAAUAAAGGUUAUGUCUUCAAUAGAGACAAAUGCUUACCAGAGACAACGUGUGGCUGCACCUAUCAAGGCCAAUAUUAUACAGGCGAGCAAGCAUUUUGGGGGGAUACAAAAUGCACAGAGAAAUGUGUGUGCAAUCGCAAAACUGGAAAAGCUGAAUGCACACCAGCAAAGUGUCAGAGUUCUGAAGUGUGUGACACACGGAAUGGAGUGAGAGAUUGUUAUCCAUUGACCUAUGGUACCUGCCAGGGUUCAGGGGAUCCACACUACCGAACAUUUGAUGGUAAAGCCUUUGACUUUCAAGGUACCUGCACUUAUUAUUUAUCCAAGCUAGUCAAUACAGCUGACCCCUCAUUGAUACCCUUUGAGGUCCUUGUCAAGAAUGAGAACAGAGGAAGUAACAAGGCAGUUUCUUUUACUAAGACAGUAUCAAUAAGUGUCUAUGGAUAUACAAUUGUCUUAAGUAAGGAAAACCCAAAGAAAGUGAAGGUCAAUGAUCUAUUUGUGAAUUUGCCAUAUGAAAAAGAUGGUAAAAUCUACAUAUACAGCUCUGGUUUCUUUGGUGUGGUAAACACCACCUUUGGUUUGACAAUGAAAUUCAACUGGGACAACCAUGUAGUACUCACUCUUCCCAGCACUUACUCCAAUAAAGUGGGAGGGCUUUGUGGUAACUGGAAUGGAAACUCCAAUGAUGAUUUACGCACUCCUGAUGACACUCCUGCUGCAAACCCAACACUCUUUGGUACCAGCUGGAAAUUCAAGGAUGACCCUGGAUGCUCAGAUGAAUGUAAGGGCAAAGUCUGUCCCAAAUGUGAUGCCACUGAGAGAAACACAUUGACUUUUACAAAGCCUUGCAGCAUUAUCACAGACAAAUUGGGGCCAUUUAAAGGCUGCCAUGAGAAAGUGAAUCCCACUCAGUUUUAUGAAGAUUGUGUGUACGAUAUGUGCAUGUAUGGUGGACAUUCAUCAGCGCUCUGCAGUCUUCUCACUGCAUACACAGCUGCUUGUCAAAAUGCACUUGGAAAAGUGGAAUCUUGGAGAACCAACACUCUUUGCCCUGCAUCCUGCAAGGCCAACAGCCACUAUGAUGUGUGUGGAGCUGGAUGCCCCCAAAACUGCCUUGGCCUCACCGGGCCUAAGGGUUGUACGGAGACUCUCUGUGUUGAAGGCUGUACAUGUGACAAUGGCUUUAUUUUGAGCAAUGGUGAGUGUGUGUCUAAUGUGCAGUGUGGCUGUACUUACAUGGGCCUGUAUUAUCAGCUGGGACAAGAGUUCUUCCCUGAAGGCAAAUGCAAGCAAAAGUGUGUUUGCAAAGAAAAUGGAAAAGUUCAGUGUGAGGAUGGAUUCACCUGCAGACCAGGCGAGACUUGCAAGGUCCAGAAUGGAGUUCAAGGCUGUUUUCCCGAAGGCAAAGCAGUGUGCACAGUGUCAGGCUAUGGACUUUAUAAGUCAUUUGAUGGAAAAUCUUUUAGUGUGGAAGGGAACUGUGAGUAUAGAUUUGUAGAGAUGACUCAGAAAAAGGAUGAGAAGACAAGUUCUUUCAGUGUGUUAGUGAAACAGCAGUCCUCUUCUGAAGAAGCAGUCAUCACUCGAAGUGUCAAAAUACAGAUAAAUCAAUACACGUUUACUUUGCUGCCCGGCCGUAUCUGGGAAACUCAGGUGAAUAAUGUUAAAAUUAAUCUCCCUGUAACUGUGGAUGAAGGACUGGUGCAAGUCUAUCAGUCUGGUCUUUACGUUGUUGUGGAAACAUAUUUUGCAAUGAAACUGACAUAUGAUACAGUCUCCAUGGUCACUGUUGAGAUCCCAUCAACUUUUAAAAGUGCAGUCACAGGGCUGUGUGGAAACUACAAUGAUAACAAAGCAGAUGAUUUUCUACUGCCAGAUGGCAUUCCAACAUCUUCUGAGGUAUACUUUGCUGAGGCCUGGGUUUCACCAUCAGACAAAAUGAUGUGCCAAACUGGAUGUGGAUCCAAGUGUGUAACUCCUGACAAAGAUAAACAGACAGAGGCGGAGACUUCUUGCAGUAUUCUAAAAUCAGAGAAUGGACCAUUUUCUAAUUGUUACGAUACAGUUCCCCCCCAGAAAUUUUUUGAUGAAUGUGUCAAAGAUGUGGCAGCACAGUCAAAGGACAACACAGUUCUCUGUAGUCACAUACAAAGAUAUGUGGCCAGCUGUCAAGAGACUGGAACAUCAAUCAAUAGCUGGAGGAAUAACACCUUCUGUCCUUUCAAGUGCUUCAUGAACAGUCACUAUGAGCUCUGUGCUGACACCUGUACCUCCACCUGUGCCAGCCUGACUAAGUCAGAGAAAUGCCCACAGUGUCAUGAGGGAUGUCAAUGUGAUGAUGGCUUGGUGUUUGAUGGAGGUGAAUGUAAGGCUUUGAAAGACUGUGGCUGUAAUGAAGAGGGAAGAUAUUACAAGUCAGAUGAGGAAGUUAUUGAGGGAGAUUGUGAAAGGAAAUGUGUCUGCAAAGCUGGAGUGUUCUCCUGUGAACCUUUAAAAUGUGCUUUAGAUCAGUUCUGUGGUGAAAAAGAUGGUGUUUUUGGGUGUUACAACAAAGACCUUUGCAGUGACCUUAAAUGCCGUGAGAAAGAGUACUGCACUAUAAACGACAACAAGGCACUGUGUGUUCCAGUGUCAAAGGCCUCUUGCAUGGCCACAGGAGAUCCUCAUUACAGAACCUUUGAUGGCAACCACUUUUCUUUCCAGGGGAUUUGCUCCUAUACAUUAGUUAAAACAUCAGGCAAAGACCAAACACUCACACCUUUCAGCAUUGUCAACAAAAAUGAAAUGCGCAAAGGUUCCUAUGGUUCAUACAUCAAGUCAGCCAGCAUCAAAGUCAAAGGACAUGACAUCACCUUCAUCCAAGGCAACAACAAUCAUGUGACAAUUGAUGGCAAAGUUUUAAACCUUCCUGUGAGUCUGACAUCUGAAGGCAUCAACAUAAUGUUGUCAGGGACUAAAGGAAUUCUGAAUACAGAUUUUGGCUUGGAGGUUAUAUUUAACUGGGCAGAUACACUCAUGGUGGUGCUUUCCAGCAGCUACUACAACAAUAUUGAAGGAAUGUGUGGAACCUACAAUGAUGACCUCGGGGAAGACUUUGUCACACCAACUGGAAACAUCAUGACAGAUAUCACACAAUGGGCAGCGUCUUGGAGUGUUCCUGAGAGCAGCGGCAACUGCUGGCACUUUCCUCCAUGCUCAGAGGAAAACAAGUUAAAAUACAGGGGACAAGGCUUUUGUGGCUUAUUGGAGGAUGCAAAUGGCCCCUUUUCCCAGUGUCAAUAUAUAAUAUCAAAGCGUCAAUUUGCUUCUGACUGCCUCUUCCAGAUGUGUCUCCAAGGUGGAAGCCAGAAGGUUUUCUGCAGUUCCCUCAGCAAUUAUGCAUCAACUUGUGCACUGGCACAAGCUGGUGUUUCUCCAAAUUGGAAGCAGCUAGCUAACUGCUGAUGUGAAGAAAUGUGUUUUUACCAAACAGAGUGAAUAUCAAAUGUACUAAAAAAGAGUUAAUCAAUAAAAUAUGUUUGCCAUUGCUUUAAAAAUCUGAAAUAAUCAUAAAAUUAUGUGGGAGAUAAGUGGGAGUUUCUUGUACUCAUGUACUGUAUACCAUCAACUUGUACUCUGAAAAGUCUAUAAUCUUUGGAUCAUUUUCUCUAAAAUUGAUUUAUUCUUAUGUAUACCUCUAUAUUUUGUACAUUGAAUAAAUACUUGAUUCAUCUU
Molecule: messenger RNA, 11318 nt
Organism: Paramisgurnus dabryanus
Lineage: Eukaryota; Metazoa; Chordata; Actinopteri; Cypriniformes; Cobitidae
Source: RefSeq, a predicted model, not a curated record